UUGAUUCUUGUCAUAUUUGGAAGUAGUUUUGAACUAACUUUAGUGAUGUGAGGUGCAACUGAAAACGGACUUUCCAUUUUGAAAUAUUUAUAUGAAUAAGUAAUCAGAAAGAGUUUAGUAAAUUAGUUUCAUUCUAUAAACUGAAUGGUAUCGUGAUUUUUGUUACUUAUUUGGAUUUUUUACGAUACUCGAAAAGUGCUAAUUCAUAGUAGUCAUUUCUUUUUUAUUUGGACUAGAAGCAGAUAGCGUUCACUUUUACAUAUUAGCGAAUAAAAGUGCAUUUAAAUCAAUAUUUCAAACAGUUCUGAAUUUGUGCCAAAUUUUUAUUGUUUAAAAUUUACUUUGGGUGAAUUAUUAUACCAUUGAACAGUGAAUAUCAAACACUAAACAUCUCGUACAUCCCUUGUGAAAAUUAUUUUCUGAGUUAGAACUCCCUUUGUGCUUAGAAAAAUGAACUUUGUGUUAAAAAAUACAAUGACUGGUAUAUUCUGCAUUUUUAUCGUGCAUUGGAUAAUCUGUGCGGAGAUCAAUGUGCCUAGUAUAAAUAAUGACAUUUUUCUGGAUUCAACAAAAACUGACAAAGACACACAACACGGCUGUUUAACAGACUGCGUGACGGUUAGUAACGACGCUGACAUGCUUGGUAUGAGAAAAAUUGUAGAUUCAAAAACAAGAAGGAAACGAGACACGAGAAGAUUUAUUCGAUCCCCGCAAUCUGAUGAAUCCGUUCGUUUAUCAAAGCAACAGCAACAAGACGGUGUUUGCCAAUUUGCUUCAACGGGAUCUUACCCACAAGAAUGGCAAUCGGAACCAUACAAAAGCCGCUUAGAUAAGUCGCCCAUAUGGGACAAUGGUGACAGGAGGAUUAGGCAAAUAUGUGGUGGUACGCGAGUGUUUCGACCAGAACCAAAUAAUGCGAUGUACUCCCUCUUCAAACAAUAUUUAUUAAAUGAGUACAACUACACCAAUCAAAAUUCUGAGUUCGACUCGGUAUGUUACAUUCCUCCUGAAGAAACAGAUACAGUGGAAACUUCGAGCUCGCGACCUCCUGCAACACGACCUACAUCACAGGUUCCCCCAGUUCAACCACCCACAGAUAUAUGCUAUUGUGAUGAAGAAACCGCUAUCGAAAGAUUAUGGCGAAUAAUAACAUUCAGAUAUUAACCGUAUACAUAAGGACAGGAUCAGGCUAAUUUAAGAACGUUCUGGGUGAUCUAUGCAGCUUUCAACAUGUAGAAUAAAUGCCAUAAGGAAUUAUAUUUGCGAGCAGUCUUAACCGAA
Hermetia illucens (black soldier fly) is the source of this 1281-nucleotide messenger RNA. RefSeq lists its product as uncharacterized. The record is from RefSeq and is a predicted model, not a curated record. NCBI's taxonomy places the organism in Eukaryota, Metazoa, Arthropoda, Insecta, Diptera, Stratiomyidae. The transcript is spliced from 6 exons. Bases 451 to 1164 code for a protein of 237 amino acids.